AUUCGAUUUAUUGUUUAUUAUAUCGCGGUUUGGGCGUGUUUCGAGAUUUACAUGAGCUGUGAAAGUGAAACGUUCCUGCAGUGAAUUCUUGAAUAGUUGCUUUUUUCAGAUGUCUGAGAUGACGUAGAUAACGCCUACUAUUUAAACAUCAUUUCAACGAACGAUUUAAAAAAAUUCUAUUUAACGAAUAAUAAUCGGAUUACAGAACAAUAGCCCGAAGUGCCGCAAGUCGCACUUGUUGCAGUCUUCAUUAAAACACACUUGAUACACCCUCUAUACACUCAUCCACGCGCUAUCAUCACACCGCCGCGUCGGAUUUCCGCAACCUCCUCGAAGUCCGUGACUUUGUUGCGUAUCGGUGUGUGACAUCAUAUAUUAAUCUUGUUUUACAUGGCAUUUUUGUCACCGGUCGAAAUCGGUAUCGCUCGUAUAAGCGACCGGUUGGAAAUGAAUAUUUCGAACGUGUUGUGCACACACCUGUCUGCGAGUUUUAUACAGAUAUCGGCUCUUUAACGAAGCGUCGUCUGAAUGAUGUGUAUCGGAUUACCCGGAAAAGGCUUGCACUAACGAUCGCUGCAUUGUGCGCUGUUUGCACACAUGAGAGAUCGUUCGAUUGUAACCGCAGCCCAUUGUGUCGUAAACGUGCUUAUAGUCGUUUAUUUUAGACUGUAUUAUUAACGACUGUCUUUAAUUUCGACAAAAAAAAGCUUAAAUUUUCAAAAACCGGAAGACGCAAUUAAACAAACCGAUCGCGUGGAGCUCAACCGGUUUAUUUCAUAACGCGCUAUACGGAGAGAAUUUCAAAAUUUAAUUCAAGAGGUAAUCACCAGCGUUAAUCGAUCGACAAGCCUUAUGCUUAUCAGCCAUAAAACACCUCUACAUCCACACACGAAGUUGGAAAGUUAAUUCUCCUAAUGUUUUGUGCUCGGCGCUAUAAGUACGAGUAUAUAAGAACAAGCCCAGACUUUCUUCUUACUUCUCGGCCGCCGCGAAAGCGCACACGCGAGUAAAUAUUCACGUACGACGCUAUAGAAAGUGAGCGUGUGUCGCGCGUAGGGAUCACGGCUGUAUCAUUGUCUGCGGCGCGCGACCCGUUGUUAGAAAGCAAAAGUCUACGUAUGUGUGAUCAGAGCUGGUUUCUGUCUUGUUUUUUUUUUUUUUUCCUGGAGAAAGAAGAAAAAAAGGAAACUCGAGGUUUCACCACGUGUAUACGCGGUGUAUUUGUUCUCGGAGGGAAAUUUUUAAUUCGGGUUUUACCAUGCAGAUCUCGACCUAUGAUUCUGACCUUUACUUAUUGCGUUGGAAUUAUACGGCUCGUUAGUUUAUAACGGCGACUUUGAUAUGUGUGAUAAAUUUGAAAGGGCAGUUGCGAGUGUGUUUAUAAGCAGGCUCGCGUGCGCCGACAUAAUUUACACUCGCUUAUUGCCAUACGCCGCGCGAAUUAUCCGAUGCGUGUGGCGCUUUACACGAGUACGUUUUUUCUUCUGCUUUUCUCAUGUUCGCGUAGACAUUAUGCGAAAGAAAGCGUUAAAAAUGUUGCAAUUUUUCACGCUAUACCGAAUACGGGCUUGUACAUUGAUACACAUAUAUGGGUUACAUAUGUACAUAUAUAAUAAUGCUACUGUGUACUAAGAAAUCUGGUAAAUCUCAGAGAUCUUAUCGAGAGACGCUGCGCCGAUGUUAUUCUGCCUUUUUACAAGCAUCGCUAGCACGUGUAUAUAAUUUGCGAGCUGCGCUUUUUUCCGACGUGUGAUAUUUUGUAAUGCCUCCAGUCGUAUAUGCGUCUGACUCUAAGUUUAUAAUAAGACAGGAGUGAAUGUUCUAUCUACAAUUUAAAAUGUUUACGAGUCCACGGCGCGAAUGUCAAGCCAAGUUCGCGUCGUUCCUCGUAAUCGGCCUGCUCUGCAUCUGGCAAUGCAGAGCCGAUGUUCUGGAGACGGUGGCGCAGUGGCCGCUGAUGAACUUCGCUUUUCCUUACGAUCCGAGCUUCCUCGAGCUUUUCCAGCCGGAAAAUGUGGUCCCGACCGGUCUGGAGAUCGGUUGGCACAGAAUCUUCCUGGCUAUUCCCAGGUUGAGAGCUGGAGUACCUGCUACCAUCACCUUCAUGCCGAGGGAUGUUCCCGUGGGGAGUACACCGCAUUUGCAGGCUUAUCCAUCCUGGGACUGGCACAGCGCGGGCAAAGGUGAUUUCAACUGCUCCAAGUUGAUUUCCGUGUACCGAGUCCGUGCCGAUCGUUGCAAUCGGCUCUGGGUCCUGGACAGUGGAAUCAACACAUCGAUCGACGACUUCACCGUGGCUUGUCCACCGAAAAUCCUUAUCUUCGAUCUCCAGUCGGAUCAGCUCGUUCGGAUCAUAACUUUCCCUCGCGAGGCUGUGAGGCCGAAUUCGCUUUUUACCAACAUCGUUAUCGACGACACGACAGCGACUACCUGCGACGACGUUUACGCUUACAUCACCGAUACAACGGGACCUGGACUAGUCGUACUCGAGGGAGCCACCGACAGAAGCUGGCGAUUCCUCCACGCCUCUAUGCUGCCCCAUCCCGAUUACGCGACCUAUCAGAUCGGCAGAGACUCCUUCGAGCUGUUCGACGGAAUCGUGGGUCUGGCCUUCUCUCCGAGACUGGCAAUGGUAUACUACCAGCCUCUGGCCACCGAUCGCUUGUUCAGCGUACCGACAUCGGUACUGAGGGCGGGACCUCCUGCCUUUGGCGAUAACUUACCGGUUACGCUUAUCGGACGCAAGUCCAGUCAGGGAAUCGGUCUGUCGGUCGAUACGCGGGACGAUACCAUCAUCUUCUCGCCCCUCACAGAGACGGCUAUCGCUGCUUGGAAACCGCAAACCAAUUCGCAGAGGAUCUUGGCAUACAGCCCGGAGCUGCUACAGUUCGCCGCUGAGGUCAGGUGGGUGGAUCGCGACAACGGCAACAUCUGGGCGCUAACAACGAGGUUCCAGAAGUUCUUCAAGAAGCAAGUCAAUCCGCGCGACGUCAAUAUUCGCGUUCUCAGGAUCCGUUCGGAAGAUAUCGUUCCUCAAGCUCCCUACCUCUUGAGACACUUCAAUUACAAUCCGCACCGCGCGAGUUUCUACAAUCGAACCCUUGGAUUUUUGUAAAGAGGUUGAAAUGCGUUCUUUAUUGUAGUGGUUAAAGAAUCAUUCUCUGGUAUGGAGAGUGAUGCCUUUCUCCGAACAUUAUUGCAGCGUUUGACGUUAUUUUAAUAAGAAUAAGCGCUGGCAAUAAAGGUUGUGUGUCUCGAUCAGGAUUAGUUAAAAUUUAAAUUGUAUAGUUUAUAAAUGCUUAUGGCUGAAUUGAGAAGCCUUCAAUAUUUUAAUUAGACUUCGGAAAAUACGUUAUAAAGAUAAUGAUUGUAAUACAUGUUUUAUAAUAGUGUAUUAUACGACGAUGUAUAAUAUAUGCUAUAUGUAGAACUGAACUAAAUAUUUCCGAGUGACAGGAUUACAACAGAGCUGUAUGAAAUUAGGACGAGUUACGUAUAGCGACGAGAUGACGCAUUAUGUGCAUUAUUCAACGGAUAAUCAAAAAUGUGCCACGUUAUGAAUUCAGUCUACUUUACUGCAACGUAUGCAAAUUUGUAAAUAAAGAACAAAGCAAAAGCAUGUAUCUCAUUGAAAGCAUGUGUCGAACAGGCGAUUGUCGAGAUACAUUUUUGACAGUACAAAAAAUGCUCAUUGUAUUUUCAUUGAAAAAAUCCAUUUGUUCAAGUCCGGUAUGUUUAAUUUUGAGAGUGUAAUUAGAUGAAAAUAAAACUUUGAAUUAUAAAUAA
Molecule: messenger RNA, 3786 nt
Organism: Nasonia vitripennis (jewel wasp)
Lineage: Eukaryota; Metazoa; Arthropoda; Insecta; Hymenoptera; Pteromalidae
Gene: Y-e
Product: yellow-e
Exons: 7
Coding region: 1817-3115 (432 amino acids)
Cellular component (GO): extracellular region
Source: RefSeq, a predicted model, not a curated record